CCGCCACUUCGUCGUCGCGGCGGAGGGGCCGGCGGGACCGGGCCGGGUCCUGGGGGCUGGGGGGGGGCUUGGGCCGCGCCGCGCCACAAAGGCCGCAGCAUGGUCCUGGUGCACGUCGGUUACCUGGUGCUGCCCGUCUUCGGCUCCGUGCGCAACAGAGGUGCUCCUUUUCAAAGGUCCCAGCAUCCCCAUGCUACCUCCUGCCGGCACUUCCACCUGGGUCCCCAGCCUCAGCUCUCCACCGACUUCACCCUGCCUCACGCGGUGCAGCCCCAGCCGGGGCUGACCCCCCACAUGGCCCCCGCGCACCAGCACAGCGGUCCCCUGCACCAGCCCUUGGCACCGGUGCCAGCUCUGCCCUUCCAGGACGUGGCCGGACCCUCCUUCCUACCUCAGGCGCUUCACCAGCAAUACCUCCUCCAGCAGCAGCUUCUCGAGGCACAGCACCGCCGGCUCAUGCCCCAUCAUCCCAGGCGGGCUCAGGAGCGCAUGUCUGUUCAGCCUCACCGUCUACACCCCAGCUUUGACUUCAGCCACCAACUGCAAACUCCACAACCCAUGGGGCCCCAGCCCAGGUAUUUAGCCGAAGGCACAGACUGGGACCUCAGUGUCGAUGCGGGACUGACUCACGCCCAGUUCCAGGUCCGGCCGGUCCCUCAGCCCUAUCAGCAUUACUUAGCUACACCUCGGAUGCACCAUUUCCCCAGAAGCACAUCCUCGACACAGAUGGUUGUUCACGAAAUCAGAAAUUACCCUUAUCCUCAGCUUCAGUUACUUGCUCUUCAGGGACUGAACCCAAGCAGGCACACGUCCGCUGUGCGGGAGAGCUAUGAAGAGCUGCUGCAGCUGGAGGACAGGCUGGGCAGCGUGAGCCGGGGUGCCGUCCAGAACACCAUCGAGAGGUUCACCUUCCCCCACAAGUACAAGAAGAGAAGACCGCAGGAGGGCAAAGCUGAGCAAGAGGAUGGAGAGGAGUCGGACACCGACGAGAAAUGCACAAUCUGUCUGUCCAUGCUUGAAGAUGGAGAAGACGUCAGGCGGUUGCCCUGUAUGCAUCUCUUCCACCAAGUGUGCGUGGACCAGUGGCUGGCCACCAGCAAGAAGUGCCCGAUCUGCAGGGUGGACAUUGAAACACAGCUCGGCUCGGACAGCUGAAAGGACUGGCUGGACACACCAUUUUCCUUACCAGGUCAUAUGGCCAUAAACCCUUGCAGCAAAAUUUUUGCCUUCUGAGCCAUUUGAUUGAGAGGAAAAGUCUGCAGGCACGUUAGUGAGGAGGAGGAGGAGGAGGAGGAGGUGGCGGUACAAUAUCUAGCAGUAGGAGAUAUUGCACAUACGCAGGAUACGGGCCCGGUGAAAGGGAGCUGGCAUUCCCGGAGCUCAGAGACCCCGUGCUGCAGAAGAUUUAGUGUUGAACAUGAAGGAACUAGUUGUGGUAGUCUGGCCUGUCAAUCCUGCAUUUCAUGAGGAUUGUAUAUAUACCUCUCGAAUACGUAGAAACAUGUUAGGGGUCCUUUAGCUAUUUCUAUGGAUGGCAGCUGGAGCAUGUUAGCUUAAGAAAUGUUGUGUUUGAUGCCCUACUCAUCUUGUGGUGGACAUGUUGCUGUUACCUAAUUUGCACCAAAUAUUUUUUCAUAGAUUCCUUAUUUUGGUGCCUGAUUAAUACAUGGCGGAGGGGGAAUAGAGGUCAAGCUUUCCCACCCUUGUGGGGGAAGAGGCGAAAAAGCAAAAUCCUGUUUACAGUCAGAAGGGUUGCGCUCUUUGCCUCAGCCGCGUGUGCUUCCUUUCCUUGCAUUUACAGUGUGUUGCAAAUUUAGAGAAACUUAAAAAAAAUAAAAAUUGGGAAUGAAAUGAAUGAAGCAAUAGGGAGAAGCUUCGUUCCUGCUUAUCUGCUGGUGCUGGACACUUUCUGUAGGGGCACGAUAUUGGAGUAGAUGCUGUUUCUUUGCUUUCCGUCUCUUAGCGAUAGCUUCGCAUAUCGAAAUCCAAGGAAGGGCUGGCUUCAUAAUUGCCGUUGUCCAUGAUGCUUUCCCCUGUGAGCUGUGAGGCUGGUUGGCUUCAGCAGCCACUGCCAGCACUGGUCCAAAAGGAUGGUUACUGGAGUUGGUGCCUAUAGCUGUGCUUUGGGGUAUAAUAACGCCAGAGAGGUGCUGAGAGAUGUACGCUGCCGAGUCCUCUCCCACGCAAAACCAUCUCUGCUAACGGGAAAGGAGAAAACUCGAUGCUCUCAAGGCACCGCUGAGGCCGUGAGCAUUUUGGCACGGGAGGGGAAGGCAGAUUGGAAGGGCAGUUUGCUGCUUUUUGGAGGGGCUGGGUUGUGACCCUGCUUCAAAGCACGUGCACCUGCACCCGCGUGCAUUUGUAUACACAGGUCAUAUCCAUACGGAGAGUGGAGCGGUUGUUAAAAUGAAACUUAAUUGCAUUAACGAUCAAAACAGAAUUAGGAGGUGGUCCCCGAAGGAGUGAGCUGUUGCGAUCCAAGCUUCCCCUGAAAUAAAGACCUCAGCUCGCCAACCGCAGGGACUGAGCUGAAAAGUCCCUGGAGAACUGACAUUCACAACCAAAAACCUUUUUUUUUUUUUUUUUUUUUUUUUUUUUUUUUGCAUACUAGGGGAGCAAAGGGAGAAGCAGAGGAACAAGGGGAAUUAGUCAGGAACAUUAUAUAUUGAAAAUACUGAUGUGGCGGGAAUGAUUUCUGGCUCCCCUGAGCAUCUGUUUUGCUGGAGCCAAGUGAUGCUCUCCAAGAAGAACAAUCAUAAAUUACCAUCUGAGAGAUCACAGAAUUCCCAUGAGCUGUAAUUGGAAAACACCAACCUCAGAGACAACCCAGAGAUUUUUUUUUUUUCCCAAAUGGAGAGGGGAGGGAAAGAGGGGAGCCCCAUGGGGUGCAAGGAUGCAGGAGCUCCUCUCUUGCUGUGCCCAUGCAGGUGAGAGGGAUUGGAAGGGGACACAUGGUGGCAUAUAAGGAAGAUGAUAGAAGGAAGAAAUGUUUUACGAUGAGGGUGGUGAGACACUAGAAGAGGUUGCCCAGAGAGGUGGGAGAUGCCCCAUCCCUGGGAACAGUCCAAGUCAGGUCGGACAGGGCUCUGAGCAGCCUGAUCUAGUGGAAGAUGUCCCUGCUCAUGGCAGGGGGGUUGGACUAGAUGACCUUUAAAGGUCCCUUCCAACCCAAACCAUUCGAUGAUUCUAUGAUAUAUUUGCCACCCAGCCCAGGCGAUGGCUUCUUGGGGGAUGUGGUGGUCCCAGCCCUGAUGUCCAUGGGUCAAGGAGUGGUCCAUCAAUACCUAUGGGGCCUGCUCCAGCAGCAGCAGAUUGAAGCAGCAUUAAAAAUAAUACUAAUAUUACUAAUAAUAUGGACAAGCAAAGCAAGGAUUUGCUGGUAAAAUACACUGUAAGUUGGUCUGGUCUGUCCAGGCGUGAGCCGGGGACAAAGCAGGGGGAGGAAAGGGGCAAUUGAGACCCUGGCCAGGUGGGGAGGGAAUGAGGAGCGCUUCCGAACCGCGCGUUUUCUUAAAGCCUAUGCGAAAGUAUUACUAUUUGCCUAAUGAACAAGCACAGUUUUUAAAAAAAAAAACCAACAAAAAAAAAAACCCCUUUGGUGAAGAAAAGCACCAAACUCCCGUGGUCUCGUGUGAGUGACUGAUCCCAAGGUGCGUGCGAAUUUACAGCGUCUGGAGUUGCAUCGAUGUGUCAGGUUCCUUUGCGUUUAAAUAAUUUGUACGAGUAGGAUGCGAUAAUAGGAUGAGUUUAAAAACAAAACGAAACAAACAACAAAAAAUCUCUAGGAACAAAACAUUGAUAGUUUACAGGGUUUUGUGAGUUUAAAUGCCUUAUAUUUAACAAUCAUAAUUUAUGACUAACUUGUAGAUAUUGUGGGUUCUUAUUUAAUUAUUUUUAUAGUUGUUUUUUGCAUUUUUAAUUAUAAUUUAUUUAUUUAGAAAUUAAUACUAAUUUUUUUUAUUACUCCUAUUACCUCAUUUUUGCAUUGUUUCUGGGAAUGGAAUGCUUUGCAUGCGUCGGUACUUUAAAGAAAAAAAUUAAACAUGGGAUGUGGGGGGUAAUGCUUAUCUUAUCAAAAAAAAAAAAGAGAAAAAAAUCAGGGUGUGUGAUUACAAACUGUAUUACUGUGGUGCUGUUACCUUGGAUACAUUCCAUAAAAAUGCAAACCUUUGAUUCUGUAUGCUGUGACAUAGUGGAAAACUGCAAUAUAGUGACUGUGUUUAGCACAUAUAUAUGAAUAUUAUUUGCACUCAUAAUCAAACUCUGGUGAUCCUUUCACUUGCGUCCUUGCGCAUUGAAGGCGAUUAACGGCGCUCUGCAAAACCAAAACAUUUUGGUCGAUUCUUGCUACCGCCCUGUCCCCGACGCCGCUGGUGAUGCUACUGCUCUUGCUGCAUGUGUUAUCCUGCAAUAACACCCGGCGGGCCCCCGCUACAAGGCUGUGCUUGGGGCGAUGCAUGCAUUUAGUGCAAGACUCUGCAAAUUGCUUCAAAAGCCGAGGAAGGGAGCCCAGGCAUGGUGGUUUUGCCCAAUUUUUGGUGCCUGUCAGUGCUCGGUCUGGCUUUUUUCACCCUCUGUGCGUGCACCCAGCUGGGCGCUGCGGGGAGGAUGAUGGAGGCAAUCGAUUGAGCCUGAGCUAGGAGGCAACAAAACUGAGGGAUUCGUUGCAAUUUUGAAGGGUUGACCCAUGGUCUAGCCGAGAGGGGCUGGGAUGGACGCGGGAGCGAUUCGGCAUCCUUUUGUAAUGCCUGGCCGUGAGCGUUUGCUCUAACCCAGCUGUGAAACGUGCCCGGAGCAGAAGCCCUCGGUGCUGAUCUUCUUGAUCAGUUGGUUUCAUCCCCCCUGUUAAAGGGGAGACUUCAACUUGGAGCUUUUUAAUCCCCCGAAGAGCUGGGACGUGCACCGGAGCCUUCCCGUCCCCAAGGAGGAGGUCAGCCCCAAGCUGAUAUCCCGCUCCUGCAGCAGCGGCCAAGCAUCCCCAUCCCCAGACACGGCCGCGCCGCUCUCGCGACGCACUGCCCUUUCCCAAAACGCUCCGGAAUAUCAAGCGCUUGAGCCUGGCAAGAAGGUUAGAGCGUCUUUGAUAAUAUUUUAAGCUUUAAGCCAUAACCCCUCUCGGUCAGCACAGAUGCUCGGCCAUGUAUGGACAGAAGUGGGGUUCAAUGCAUGUGCUCAGCCAGUAGCUGACCCCCCCCCUCCCCCAAAAAAAAGGCUUUGGAUGCAAUUCUCCUUUGGAUUAGAAAGGCACAAAAUGACUGUACCUUAAUUUUUUUUCUCUGUCCCUUCAGGGUGCUGCUCUGCUUUGUUGACUUUGCCUUACCCUGGGUUUAAAACCUGUCUGUGUUUUUUUCCUUGCUGCUCUCUAAUACUCCUCCCCUGUAGGCUGGAGCUGCGGUUUUGAGCCGUUCAGGGACAGGGGGUCGGUUGUUCCCCCCACAAAGACACUGUAAAAGGGAUAAGUAAAACAAGGAGCGAACAAACAAAAUCCUCUCCUUUAAUGGCCCAGGCUGGUGAAAGGAUCACCCACAUUUUUGUACUCCUACUGCUGUUCUGUUGUGCUGUGCAACAUUUUGCUACAUAGACUAUUUUAUAGAAGAAAGCUAGAAAAAUAUUUAUUAUUAAUAUUAAAGCAAUAGUGCAUUGAAGAAAUGAAAAGACAUUAGAAAUUGUGUAAAUGCUUAGAUUCACUUUUGGUGGAUUUUUUGUACUUUAUUUAUAACUAAUAAAACAGACUGCAUUGCUAACUAUAAA
Messenger RNA from Harpia harpyja (harpy eagle), 5751 nucleotides. It is a transcript of the gene ARK2C, whose product is annotated as arkadia (RNF111) C-terminal like ring finger ubiquitin ligase 2C. Gene Ontology annotation, molecular function: ubiquitin protein ligase activity; zinc ion binding. Lineage: Eukaryota; Metazoa; Chordata; Aves; Accipitriformes; Accipitridae. Gene Ontology annotation, biological process: positive regulation of BMP signaling pathway; motor neuron axon guidance. The coding region runs from base 100 to 1155 and encodes 351 amino acids. The record is from RefSeq and is a predicted model, not a curated record. The transcript is spliced from 8 exons.